CGAGUACAUUUUGGUAAUAACAACUUUCGUAGCUAAAUUUUCGUUGCGUAUAUAUAACCAUUCUCACGUUCUUCUCUUCUUCCAAAUCACACAAAACCUUUCUCUCUUCAUUCUCUUCUCCCUCAAGUCAAAAGCGUUUCAUCACUCAUCUCUCAAGGUUAAUUAGAAAAGCAAAAUGGUGAAGAUUUGCUGCAUUGGUGCCGGAUAUGUCGGUGGUCCAACAAUGGCAGUCAUUGCACUUAAGUGUCCAUCCAUUGAAGUGGCUGUUGUUGACAUAUCUAAACCCCGCAUUGCAGCCUGGAACAGUGACACCCUUCCAAUCUAUGAACCUGGCCUUGACGAUGUUGUAAAGCAAUGCCGUGGCAAGAACCUCUUCUUCAGCACAGAUGUUGAAAAGCAUGUCUUUGAGGCCGACAUAGUGUUUGUCUCUGUGAACACCCCGACUAAAACUCAGGGUCUCGGUGCCGGCAAAGCAGCAGAUUUGACGUAUUGGGAGAGCGCAGCUCGUAUGAUUGCCGAUGUCUCAAAGUCUGACAAAAUCGUUGUCGAGAAAUCAACUGUCCCUGUCAAAACUGCUGAGGCAAUUGAGAAAAUUUUGACUCACAAUAGCAAGGGAAUCAAAUUCCAGAUUCUAUCAAACCCGGAAUUCCUUGCUGAGGGAACUGCAAUCAGGGAUCUUUUUAAUCCGGAUCGUGUUCUUAUUGGAGGCAGGGAAACCCCUGAAGGCCUGAAAGCUGUUCAAACAUUGAAGAGUGUUUAUGCUCACUGGGUUCCCGAGGAGCAGAUACUAACCACAAAUCUUUGGUCUGCUGAGCUAUCUAAGCUUGCUGCUAACGCCUUUUUGGCUCAGAGGAUUUCGUCUGUUAAUGCAAUGUCAGCACUUUGCGAGGCAACCGGUGCAAACAUUCAACAAGUGGCCUAUGCUGUCGGCACUGACUCAAGGAUUGGACCCAAGUUCCUUAACGCUAGUGUCGGUUUCGGUGGAUCCUGCUUCCAGAAGGAUAUCUUGAACCUUGUCUACAUCUGCGAGUGCAACGGCCUUCCUGAGGUUGCAGAGUACUGGAAACAAGUGAUCAAGAUCAACGAUUAUCAAAAGAGCCGUUUUGUGAACCGUGUAGUUGCGUCUAUGUUCAACACGGUUUCAAACAAAAAGAUCGCUAUUCUUGGAUUCGCAUUCAAGAAAGAUACCGGUGACACAAGGGAGACUCCCGCCAUUGAUGUGUGCCAAGGGCUACUCGGUGAUAAAGCCAACAUAAGCAUAUUCGACCCACAAGUUACCGAGGACCAAAUCCAGAGGGAUCUAUCCAUGAACAAGUUUGACUGGGACCAUCCAAUCCACUUGCAGCCAAUGAGUCCAACAACUGUGAAGAAAGUGAGUGUGGUUUGGGAUGCAUAUGAAGCAACAAAAGAUGCACAUGGUAUCUGCAUUCUGACUGAAUGGGAUGAGUUCAAGACACUUGAUUACCAGAGGAUUUACGAGAACAUGCAAAAACCAGCAUUUGUUUUUGAUGGAAGGAACGUUGUCGAUGCUGAGAAGCUACGUGAGAUUGGUUUCAUUGUUUACUCAAUUGGAAAACCAUUGGAUGCAUGGCUCAAGGAUAUGCCAGCUGUGGCAUAAAAUAUAUUUGAUCAUUUGAUUCAACAAUGAAAAGUCAAGUACUGAGACACUGAGUUUGAUUCUUUAAUAUUUUUGUAAGAUUUUUGUUUUUUUCUCUUUUGACUUUUUCAUUUUCCCAUAGUAGUUGAUAUAAAUGAGUAUACAUCAUGGGAAUGUUGGAAGCUUUAUGUUUUAAUUACUCUGUUUUUGUACUCCCAUCCAUUUCUAUAUGGCUGUUAUGAAUGUACUUUUGUUUCAUUAAAUAAUCUGCUCUUAUUAUUA
Medicago truncatula (barrel medic) is the source of this 1879-nucleotide messenger RNA. RefSeq names its product UDP-glucose 6-dehydrogenase 1. The transcript has 2 exons. NCBI's taxonomy places the organism in Eukaryota, Viridiplantae, Streptophyta, Magnoliopsida, Fabales, Fabaceae. Gene Ontology annotation, biological process: glycosaminoglycan biosynthetic process. Gene Ontology annotation, cellular component: nucleus. The record is from RefSeq and is a predicted model, not a curated record. The coding region runs from base 176 to 1618 and encodes 480 amino acids. Gene Ontology annotation, molecular function: NAD binding; UDP-glucose 6-dehydrogenase activity.